AUGGCUACCUUGCUGAGCAUACUUCUUGCUGCCUCCGUGGCUGGCUCGGUGGCACAAUCGCCGUCCGGCUAUCGCUCGGCGCUGACCCACGUGGACUCGAAAGGUGGCUUUACCAAGACAGAGCUGCUGCACCGAGCAGCGCAUCGGAGCCGCCUCCGAGCAGCGACGAUGCUAUCGGGUUAUUCCACCACCUCUUCCAACUCGACCUCCCGGCCAAGGCUGCAGUCGGGCCAAGCCGAGUACCUGAUGAACCUCGCCAUCGGGACGCCACCGGUUCCGUUCGUCGCCCUUGCGGACACCGGCAGCAACCUCAUCUGGACGCAGUGCCAGCCAUGCAAGCUCUGCUUCCCGCAGGACACGCCCAUCUACAACACCUCCGCCUCGACCAGCUUCUCCCCGGAGCCUUGCUCCAGCGCCAUGUGCCAGAGCCUGCAGAGCGACAACAAUUGCACCCUCAACUCGCAGUGCAUGUACUACUACGAUUACGCCGACGGCGCCUACUCCGCGGGCGUCUUGGGGAGGGAGACCCUCACGUUGGGCACUACUGCGUCGGCCGUCUCUGCCAGCGACGUUGCGUUCGGUUGCGGCAGCGACAAUGGCGGCGACUCGUUCAACUCCACGGGGACGGUCGGGCUCAGCCGCGGGCCGCUGUCGCUUGUGGCGCAACUAGGGUUCGGGAAGUUCUCAUACUGCCUCACCGACUUCUUCCUGCCCAGCCUGAGCAGUCCAGUCCUGUUUGGCUCCCUCGCCGAGCUGGAACCUAGAGGAGGCGACACCAUGCAGACGACGCCACUGGUGCAGAACAUGGCGUACCCGUCAUGGUACUAUAUCUCCCUUGAGGGCAUAUCUCUCGGCGACACUCGCCUGCCGAUUCCAGAGCAGGCUUUCCAGCUGCGCAACGACGGCACUGGAGGGAUGGUCGUGGACUCAGGCACCACCUUCACUAUCCUGGAGGGAAGCGCUUUCAUGGUGGUCUUGGAUCAUGUGGCCGAGGUGCUCGGUCACCCGGCAGUGAACUCUUCCAGCUUUGAAAUCCCUUGCUUCCCGGCUCCAAGCGGCCAGCGGCAGCUUCCACCCAUGCCGGACAUGGUGAUGCACUUCGCCGGGGGCGCGGAUAUGAGGCUACACAGAGAUAACUACAUGUCAUUUGACGAAGAGGGGUCGUCGUUCUGUCUAAACAUGCUCGGUGAUGAUGCGACAUUGUCGGGUUCAGUCCUCGGUAAUUUCCAGCAGCAGAAUAUACAAAUGCUGUUUGAUAUCACCGUUGGGCAAUUAUCAUUUGCGCCAGCUGAUUGCAGCAUACUCUGA
Molecule: messenger RNA, 1308 nt
Organism: Lolium perenne
Lineage: Eukaryota; Viridiplantae; Streptophyta; Magnoliopsida; Poales; Poaceae
Source: RefSeq, a predicted model, not a curated record